AGAGCAGUGUUCAGAUGGAUGGCGGAUCCAGAAGAUCGAGAUGCAGUGUUAGCAAAUGUAGCGAUGAAACAAUCAAACACAGAUUACGCCGUGUUCGUUGAACUUACUUGCAUCUGUUCUCCUCAUGAACUUUUAGCUGCCAAGGGUGGUUACCAUGCUCGUUACAAGCAUUCCAUUGAAGAAGACUUGUCCACCUAUCUCUCUGGCGAUCUUCGCAAGUUUUUGGUUGCAUUAGUGGGCAUAUAUAGGUAUGAUGGUCAAGAGAUAGACGCAAGAUUGGCUAAAUCAGAGGCUCAUAUUCUUCACAAUUGUAUCAACGAGAAGGCUUUUAAUCAUGAGGAGGUCAUUAGAAUUUUGACUACAAGGAGCAAGGCUCAACUCUUGGCUACUUUCAACCGCUACAAAGAUGAGUAUGGUGCUUCCAUCACUAAGCAUUUUGUGAAUGAUUCAGAUGAUCAAUACUUAGCUGCAGUACGCGCAACCAUCCGAUGCAUAAUCGACCCACUAAAGUACUAUGAGAAGGUGGUGCGCAAUGCACUCAGUAAGCCAGGGACAGAUGAAGAAACACUGACUAGGGUGAUUGUUACAAGAGCUGAGAAGGACUUGAAGGACAUCAAAGAGCUUUAUUACAAGAGGAACAGUGUCACUCUUGAUCAUGCUGUUUCCAAGGAAACUUCUGGGGAUUACAAGGCUUUCCUUCUUACUUUGCUAGGAAAGGAAAUCUAAAUUUAAUAUUAAAAGUCUACUUGCACAUAAAUGGACUACAGAAAGUUUCACAUAUGAGAGACAAGGGAGACCUCAUGGUGGGGCUUCACCUAUUCUCUAUUAUGUAAAACUUUAUGCGUUUUAUUUAUGUGUAUGCAGAUGAGGUGAAUUAAAAGUUCUUCGAUAAGGAUUUUGGUUUUCAUAUGAACUAUUAUGGGUGAUUUUUGGUUUGCUUUUGAUGUUGAAAAACCUUACAUGGUUUGUUGUGUUGUGUUAGAUUCCUGGUUUGUUGUGUUAUGACAUUGCGCUUUUUAUCUUAUGACAUUUCAGUUUGUUUUGUUGAA
Camellia sinensis is the source of this 1049-nucleotide messenger RNA. The record is from RefSeq and is a predicted model, not a curated record. Lineage: Eukaryota; Viridiplantae; Streptophyta; Magnoliopsida; Ericales; Theaceae.